Molecule: messenger RNA, 1275 nt
Organism: Bipolaris zeicola 26-R-13
Lineage: Eukaryota; Fungi; Ascomycota; Dothideomycetes; Pleosporales; Pleosporaceae
Exons: 2
Coding region: 1-1275 (424 amino acids)
Source: RefSeq, a predicted model, not a curated record
AUGUCACCUGCUCCAAUCGCCCAGACUGCCAGUACCUUGCCCUCGUCGCCACCACAGCAGCACCUCACUCCCAACUCGACACCUAUCCCUGCUUCCAAACACUUUGAUGACAUAUUCCACGCCAAGUUCAUGAACAUUAUCCAGGAAUGGAAGAAUGACCCCUCUCGUGGCCAACUUACCCAAAAGGAUCGCAAGACUUUCAUCGAGACUGCGUUUUCCGAAACUGACGAGCUCUACUUUGGCCAACGCGUAAUGUCCGACAAUGACAUUAAGCUUCGCGCUCUGACCAAAGUCUUCUACAAGGUAUUAGCCGAAGAGCCCUGGUCUGAAGACUGGAUACGCGCUCCGGAUGUUGAGCGCAAGCUUUCCAAGUUUGAGAUGCACGAGGACUCGGUUGCACUUGCAAAAAAAUACGGCUUUACCACUCCGCGCGAGGCUGUUAAGGCUGCACGCGAAGCCAGUGUCAAGAAUGCCGAUAUCCUCAAGGAGGCGCAAAAAGAAGGAAAGACGGUCAAAGAUCUCAAGCUCGACCGUGGCCCGUUUGACGACAUUGAGAUUGUGUACAUUGCCGGCACAGUCUCAUCAUCAGCAACAAGCAAGAUUGAUCGCAAUAGCAUCUACCCCGUCUCAGUAUCCUCAGUCGCCAAUGUUCUUCAGAACCAUAUUUGUCGGGACAUGGUGCGGCCUUACUCGAUGGCUGAGCGCUUUGUCAACUGCACUGACACGAGGGGUCUUGAGGAAAUGCGACGUUUUGCUUGCAACGUGUGCGACUUUUGUCCCCACCUCCUUGAUAAUGAUAACGUUAGUCUGCUAGUAGUACUCCUCAUUCUUUCACGGUCGGAUUGCUGUCGCCGUUUUGAGGCCAAUGGCAUCCGUAUUGAGGGCUCGACCAUCAGCCAUCGUAAGGCCGAAUGUAUGAAGAACAAGAUGGGAUGGAGGACCAGCGAGGACAAGAAACCCUACGACAACUUUGCUCAGGAGUUCCAGACACGAGUCAAAAAUGCCUGCUUCCCAGCUCCUAGAGCUCAGCGCAUUGGCGGCCGGAAGCCGGCGCGUACUUCUUCCACUCCUACAGCCACUCCCAUCUACCUCCACAGUCCAGUCGGCUACAUGGCACCUCCCCACGCCCAUCAACACCACGCAAACGCCGGCAUCAACGUUCCUGCUCCACCGCCCUACAAUGGAUUCUCACAGCCAGCGCCCAACACGAUGAAGAUGCAGCAGCCUUUCGCAUCGCCUGGUGGUAGUAAUGCAGAGCCCAUGGAUCUUUCUUAG